Molecule: messenger RNA, 1458 nt
Organism: Labrus bergylta (ballan wrasse)
Lineage: Eukaryota; Metazoa; Chordata; Actinopteri; Labriformes; Labridae
Source: RefSeq, a predicted model, not a curated record
AUGGGUGACUGGAACCUGCUGGGCAGCAUCCUAGAAGAGGUCCACAUUCAUUCCACCAUCGUGGGAAAGAUCUGGCUUACCAUACUCUUCAUCUUCCGCAUGCUGAUCCUGGGGGCUGCCGCUGAGGAUGUAUGGGACGAUGAGCAGUCUGAGUUUAUCUGCAACACCGACCAACCUGGCUGCAAGGCAGUCUGCUAUGAUCGUGCCUUUCCCAUCUCCCUCAUUAGAUUCUGGGUCCUGCAAGUCAUCUUUGUCUCUGCGCCCUCGUUGGUCUACAUGGGCCAUGCCCUCUAUUGCAUCCGGACACUGGAGAAGGAGCGCCACCGGAAACGAGCCCUGCUGAAAGACGAGAUGGAUGACUCUGAGAUGGCAGUGGACGAACAUAAGCGUCUGGAGAGGGAGCUGAGGAGGCUGGACGAGCAGAGGAAGGUGAAGAAGGCUCCUCUCAGAGGCUCUCUGCUGAGAACCUACAUCAUCCAUAUCCUUACACGCUCAGCGGUGGAGGUUGCCUUCAUCCUGGGCCAGUUUAUACUCUAUGGUAUCCAACUGGAGCCACUCUAUAAGUGUGAGAGGCUACCCUGCCCCAACAGUGUAGACUGUUACAUCUCCAGGCCCACAGAGAAGACCAUCUUCAUGGUCUUUAUGAUAAUCAUCGCUGGUGUGUCACUUUUCCUAAACAUUCUGGAAAUAUCCCAUCUGGGAAUUAGGAAAAUCAAACAGACUCUUUAUGGAGAGAGGUACACAGAGGACGACAGUUUGAUUUACAAGAACAAGAGAAAGACAUCCUUACCUCACCUCUGUGUGAUGAGUAAUGUAUCACCUCAUAAUGGACCCUUAACUCAGACCUUUAAAGUGAUCCCAGAGUCAAACAUGAAGUCUCCUUAUUUUAACACUGGGUACAAAGCCAGCCACGAUUCACGGGGACAGUACGGCUUGGCUCAUCUGGUGCAGACCAGCUUUAUCUGCCCCCAGCCUAGGAUGCCAGUGACGUCUAGCCAAAACUGUGCCAUCCAAGCCCCCCAAACCCAUGACAGUCAAACCAUUGUGGACGACCAUGCAGGCUGGUCCUCUGCCGUCUCAAAUGAAGAGGGGAUUACAACAAUCCAUAAUGAAGAACCCCACGAGGGCCAACAACUCCAAAGAUGCCAUAUUGAAGCUCUGCUGUCAAGUAGCAACAUAAGACCUAGCGCUGGCAGAGAUCUGUAUGAGGACCAGCAUAGAGACUCAAUAGCAAGUGAAGUCAUAGUCCCCAAUCCACGAAAAACAAGCUUCAUGAUGAGGCCACCUUCUGAGAGUUUGUCCUCCAUGACUGGCUCCACCAGCCCUUCCUUACAUACCUCAGAGGAGUCAGAUGAACUGGGCUCUCUGCAGGGCGACAUGCCCAUGAUGCCUCCUCCUGGAGGACGAAGAAUGUCAAUGAGCAUGUUUCUGGAUAUCUCCUCUAUCAUGAAGAAGUGA